AUGAUCUGUACGGCGAUUGCUGCGUUGAACGAACCAGAUGGUUCAAGCAAACAAGCAAUUUCUAGGUAUAUCGAGAGAAUUUACACUGGGAUACCUCCUGCUCAUAAUGCUUUGUUAAGUCAUCAUCUCAAGAGUUUGAAGAACAAUGGUAUACUUAUGAUGGUGAGGAAGUCUUACAAAUUCGCAGCUACUCCGCCUCCAACUAGCGUAGCUCUUGCAUCUGCAGCUACAGCUACUGCUCUUGAACCUCCCAGAUCUGAUUUCCUAGUCAACGAGAACCAACCUUUACCUGAUCCGGUCGCUUCUUCUACUCCUCUGACUCAGAAACGUGGUCGUGGUCGACCUCCAAAACCCAAACCCGAUGUUGUUGUUCAGACUAACGGAAAACCCACCUGGGAACAAAACGAAUUGCCUAGACCACCGGGUCGGCCUAGGAAAGAUGGAGCUUUACCGACAGUGAAGGCUUCUGUUCCCGGUGGUGUGGAUUCUGUUUCCGGUGGUGGGGAAACUGUGAAACGAAGAGGUAGACCUCCGAGUGGAAGAGCUGCAGGGAGAGAGAGGAAGCCUACGGUAGUCUCAGCUCCGGUUUCGGUUAUUCCGUAUGUUGCUAAUGGUGGUGUUAGACGUAGAGGGAGACCAAAGAGAGUUGAUGCAGAGAGUGGAGGAGAAGUGGUUGCAGUUGUGAAGAGGCGAGGACGAGGAAGGCCUCCUAAGAUUGGUGGUAUUAUCAGGAAACCUAUGAAGCCUAAGAGAAGCUUUUCUCGUACUGGAAAACCUUUAGGAAGACCCAGAAAGAGUCCUGUGUUGAGACAACAAGAUGGUGGCUAUGUUGAACUCAAGAAGAAGUUUGAGUUGUUUCAAGCGAGAGCUAAGGAUAUUGUUGUUGUGUUGAAAGCCGAGAUAGGAGGAACUGAAAACCAAGCCGUGGUUCGAGCCAUACAGUCACUGGAAGAGCUAACAGUAGAGGAGCCACAACGCCCACAACACAUGGUAGAAGAAGUGCAGGCAGACGAUGAACACCCUGAAACCGGACCCGAACCAGAGGGACAAGGAGGACAACAAGGACAAGCGCAAACAGAAGCAGAGGCUAUGCAAGAAGCUCUGUUCUAA
Messenger RNA from Arabis nemorensis, 1110 nucleotides. The record is from the annotation of a GenBank genome assembly. NCBI's taxonomy places the organism in Eukaryota, Viridiplantae, Streptophyta, Magnoliopsida, Brassicales, Brassicaceae.